Molecule: messenger RNA, 1341 nt
Organism: Macrosiphum euphorbiae (potato aphid)
Lineage: Eukaryota; Metazoa; Arthropoda; Insecta; Hemiptera; Aphididae
Source: the annotation of a GenBank genome assembly
AUGUUCCUUUUGUUUAGAAGGUCUCUGGAUGAAUGUACGUUCCCUGAUAUCUGGAAAAUCUGUUCUGUAACGCCUGUUUUGAAAUCUGGUGAUGCUUCGGAAGUCACUAAUUACAGACCAAUAUCAAUAAUCUCUCAUAUUGCCAAGCUAUUUGAACUUGUUGUUUAUCAGUGCAUUAAACGUAGCCUUAAUCAUAUAUUGAUUGAUGAGCAGCAUGGUUUCAGGCCAGGUAAAUCUACUUGCACAAAUGGUGUUUCCUUUCUAUCAUACAUUAUUGAGAACAUUGAGACUGGUUCUCAAGUUGACGUCAUAAUCACUGAUUUUAAAAAAGCAUUUGAUACGGUUAAUCACGAGCUGCUUAUUUAUGAAUUAGAACGUCUAGGCCUUGGAUAUCCGUUGCUCGGAUGGUUCAAAUCUUACAUUACAGGUAGGAAGCAAUUUGUAAAAGUGGCUGGGGUAUCAUCCUGCGUAAUCAACAUUCCAUCAGGCGUUCCUCAAGGAGGGCACUUAAGUCCACUGCUGUUCUCUCUUUUUAUAAAUUCUCUGUCCCAACACCUUAACAGGGCCAAGUGUCUUCUCUUUGCUGAUGACAUCAAACUAUUUUUGAAAAUUGACUCUACGGCUGACCAGGCUGUUCUACAGAGUGAGCUUGAUUUAUUUUCUAUCUGGGUAAAUCGUCUUGGACUGGUACUUAAUCUUGACAAAUGUCACUCAAUUACCUUCACUAAAUCACGUUCAUCUACAAACAGAACAUAUUCCAUCAAUGGCUUUCCACUUAAACAAGUAUUCCAAAUUAAAGACCUUGGUAUCCUUUAUACGUCUUCUCUUUCAUUUAACCAGCAUAUUGAUGCAAUAGUAGCACGUGCUCUUAAGGUUCUCGGAUUUAUUAAACGCAACACUAAACAUUUCACAUCAGUGAAUUGUCUUCGUUCCCUCUACUUUACAUUAGUGCGACCAAUUAUCGAGUAUGGAGUUGUGGUAUGGCACCCAUACCUUGCAAGACACCAGCAUAAGCUAGAACAGGUACAAAAUCGAUUCCUAAGCUACUUAGCAUUUACGAGUAAAACUGACGUGUCCCCCCAUGACUAUGUCCAACUACGUAAAAUGUUUAAUAUCCCAUCUCUCUCUACGCGUCGCACCGAUAUAGAUGUACACUUUUUAACUUCCCUUCUAAAUGGUACUUUAGACGCUCCUAACUUACUUGCUAAAAUUCCAUUUAAAGUUCCUACCCGUGGAAUACGAAACCUAGACCAGUUUUAUGUUCCCCAUCACUCUACUGCCUAUGGUUACAAUCAUCCACUUCACAGAAUGCUCAGAGUUACUAACUUAAAUAUACCUUAG